AUGGCAAAAAGGGAUGCAAGACGGGACAAAGGGAUGGAAGAUGGGAAAAAGGGAAAUGGGAUUGAAGAUGGGGAAAAAAGGGAAAAAGAGAUGGAAGAUGGGACAAAGGGAUGGAAAAUGGGAAAAGGGAAAAAAGGGAUGGACAAUGGGAAAAAGGGAUGGAAGGAGGGAAAAAAUGGAAAAUGGGAAAACGGGGAAAAGGGAUGGAAGGAAGGAAAAAAGGGAUGGCAGACGGGACAAAGGGAUGGAAGAUGGGAAAAAGGGAAAAAGGGAUGGGAAAUGGGAAAAAGGGAUGGAAAAUGGGUAAAAAGGGAAAAAAGGGAUGGACAAUGGCAAAAAGGGAUGGAAGACGGGACAAAGGGAUGGAAGAUGGGAAAAAGGGAAAAGGGAUGGAAGAUGGGAAAAAAGGGGAAAAGGGAUGAAAGAUGGGAAAAAGGGAUGGAAGAUGGGGAAAAAGGGAAAAGGGAUGGAAAAUGGGAAAAAGGGAUGGAAGGAGGAAAAAAAAGGGAAAAAGGGAUGGAUGAUGGGAAAAAGGGAUUAAAGGAGGGAAAAAGGGAUGGAUGA
This is a messenger RNA of Macrosteles quadrilineatus (aster leafhopper), 564 nucleotides long. Its product is annotated as high mobility group nucleosome-binding domain-containing protein 5-like. Bases 1 to 564 code for a protein of 187 amino acids. The record is from RefSeq and is a predicted model, not a curated record. NCBI's taxonomy places the organism in Eukaryota, Metazoa, Arthropoda, Insecta, Hemiptera, Cicadellidae. The transcript has a single exon.